Messenger RNA from Branchiostoma floridae (Florida lancelet), 2638 nucleotides. RefSeq lists its product as uncharacterized. The record is from RefSeq and is a predicted model, not a curated record. NCBI's taxonomy places the organism in Eukaryota, Metazoa, Chordata, Leptocardii, Amphioxiformes, Branchiostomatidae. Gene Ontology annotation, biological process: proteolysis. The coding region runs from base 79 to 1737 and encodes 552 amino acids. Gene Ontology annotation, molecular function: metalloexopeptidase activity. The transcript is spliced from 13 exons.
AACGAAGAGACCCAGUUUCUUCAAGUGAGGACCAUUGCCGGGCUACAAGUCUGACAUCGUCCGACAAAAUUAGUCAGGAUGUCGAGGACCGUCUUGGCUGCUUUCGCUCUUGUGCUGAUGACAGCAUACACAGAUGCUUCCUUCCCUGAAAGCGCCAUUGAAAACCUGAGGAAGCUCCUGACUGACCAGUUCAGUACCGACCGGCACCACAUAACCAAUCCUGGCGGGAAAAGGGCUGCGCUGGGUUUUCUCAACCAGACUUUCCGGAGUUACGGACUACAGACGUGGAUAUAUGACUUCCCCUCAGAGAACUCACAGUACCCAGGUACAAACAUCGUUGCCAUGUGGCCGGGAAGAAACACGGGAACAGCACUGGACCGGCCCGUCGUGCUGACGGCUAGCGUGGACACUGGCAAUGACAAGCCGGGGAGAGACGACAACGGAUCGGGCAUGGCUGCCGUGGUAGAGUCCGCUCGUCUCAUCUCCUCCCAGACGUGCGUGCAGGACCAUACAAUCUUCUUUGGUGUCUUCGACUUUGAGGAAAGGUCAGACAGUGCGUGUGUAAAUGGGGCCUGUGGAAGUAUGGAGUUCGUCAAAAACAUUAUGCAGCCAUACGUAUCAGCGUAUGGUGGAGAGGUUUCAAAGUAUGGAGGCAUCAUCGUCUUGGACGCUGUUCUAAACUACAACAACACGGAGAUGGCUCAAAGUCUACUGAACGAGACUGUGUUUAAAGAGACACCUGGCAUGGCUGACGUCUAUAAUCACAUCAAGGCAGACAAUUACAGAGGGAACUUUAUCUCAGCUAUCUACAGACCGGCCGCGGAUUCUGCUCUGCAUGACGCCUUCAACAAGAAGUGGAGCGAGUCGGUCGAUGCUCUUCAAAUCAGAGUUGAGUCCCCGAUCAUACCACACAAGAACAUCACGUCCAUUAUUGAGAAGCAGAGCAGUCCGUUUUGGCAAGUGUACCAGCAGCUCAUAUUGCAUGACGUGUACAGCUUCUGGAAGAUGGUGGAAGACAUGCCGGCCAUAUUCGUGACAGACACAGGAUUUGCGCGCGGCAGAGAAAAGGACUACUUCCAGUGCGGACCUGACGACAAUAUGCAGUUGACCGGAGAUAGGCUCCUGUUUCUGAAGAAGAUAACAGAUGUCUCCACGGCUGUUCUAAGGGACAAGGCAGGAACAAGAGAAGAGUGUCGAGAUCCAACCACUGAAGCGCCAGCCAACUUCGAAGGUGGCCUUGAACUUCACGGCGAGUUGACCAUGGGGGCAAGUGACAGACGUUCCUAUUCUUUCCUCGUCUCAUCCUUUUCGUCUUCUGGUAUAGUCCACGCGAUGUUGUCCAACUCUACCUGGAGCAAGGCCCUUACAGGUCGGUACGAUGGUGACACUCAUCGUCUACUGCUGCGGCCUAAGGCAGUUGUCGCUAAUGAUGCGUUUGAUACGCUCCUUUGUGGCAUGACAGGAAAUUUGGACAAGCUGUCCGAUGGUGUGCUGUACAGCGGACAGCUGACAGGAAGGUGUGGCAUAUCCGGGUCAGGCCAGGAGCACAUAACCUUCGUGCUCUAUAGCGAACAAGGUGCAUUAGGCGGUGGACCUAGCUUGGCCCUACCAGUCAUCCUCAGUCUGUUAAGUAGUGUUCUUGUCAGCGCGAUGUCCGCAUGGUGCUACUACAAGAGGAAACAUAGUGAUCAAGAAUUGAAGACACCGAUACUGAGUAAGGGACCCCAGUCUGCGUGAAGACGGGUGACUUUCGGCAGAAGCUUCGUGCAGAGACGUCUAUCCUUACAAGACAUACGAUUUGUGCUUGUUUCUUAUUGAUCGGACCUGAAGACUGUGGUCGUUGAAAAUUUGACCGGUUUAUACCUCUGUGUUUGAAGAAAGUUAAGCACUGUGCUACAUAGUAUACAUUUUGUAUUAUGGUGGUACUAUGAUGGUCAAACAAAAUUGUUACCGAUAACGGAGGGAGGGUAAUAAAAUCUCAAUUAUCGUAUCAAAAUAAGACAUAUUUCCAGACAACUUUCGGACGAGAUACAGGUUGUACAUCGUUAGAUACAUGAAUAGUUUUAUUACCUACUUGAAAAAUCACCAGCUACAAACGCAACACAUUAUCCUAAAACAUUGUUUAAUCUGUAAUGUGUCAAUAUUUUUUACGUAAUUCAAUAUGAUGUCCCUGCAAUCUGUGCUUUUCAAUCAACAAACAAAUGUUAUUAUUCGGUGAUUUAGCACAUGAUAAACAAUAGGAAAAUUUGCUGACACUGUACGGAAUCAUAUACCAAGCAAGAGAUAUGUUAAGUUUAAAUGGAUAUCAAUGUGUAAAAAAGAAGACGUCGUGUAAGGUCAAAAAGAAUAUGUUUUGACAGAUCUAUGGUACUGUUGUUCUCUUGAUUCCUUGGUCACCAAACAUGCCCCAAAUGAAGCCCGGUUUAGCACCUAGCCCUUUCGUGACCGAACUAUCUCAACCCUACAAACAUCGAGACAAUCAUCAACCAUAUAUCGUUGCGUCCUUUUUAAUAAAACCUGGAUAAAAACAUCACAUUCCUAAUGCUACAAAAUUAUCUAUGCAAAAUCAUCGUAUUAAACCUAGACACGUAUGCAGACCAUAAAUGGUUUAUGAUGUUAAUAAAAUUUGAUUACGGAG